This is a messenger RNA of Branchiostoma floridae (Florida lancelet), 4009 nucleotides long. RefSeq lists its product as uncharacterized. The record is from RefSeq and is a predicted model, not a curated record. The coding region runs from base 19 to 3981 and encodes 1320 amino acids. The transcript is spliced from 15 exons. Lineage: Eukaryota; Metazoa; Chordata; Leptocardii; Amphioxiformes; Branchiostomatidae.
CAGGCCAAGUUUGGAGUCAUGGAGACCAAAGACGAAGCCGGAGCCUGGUGUGCGGCUACAAACGACGACAAACAGUUCCUUCUCAUCGACUUGGAGCAGGAGAAGCUCGUCACCGGGAUCGUUACACAAGGCAGAAACUCCAGUCCGGACUGGCCGGACGGACCGACUAGCCACUGGGUCACGUCAUACACACUGUCGUACGGACUGGAGAAUGGAGACGAAAACGAGUACAAGGACAAGAAGGGAGAACUAAAAAUAUUCAAGGGCAACAAAGACACAGACACGCCAGUCACCCAUAACUUUGCUGAGUUCGGCGGACCGUUCAAUGCACGUUAUGUCAAGAUCCACCCAGUCACGUGGAACGACCACAUCUGUAUGAGAGCGGACAUGAUCGUUGAAGAUCCGGUGAAAAAGCAACUGAAGGAAGUGGCCAAGAAGGAAGAACAGAUGACAGUUAUUGCUGAAAGUGUCACAGAAACAUCCGUGAUCGCCAGCAGCGUCACUAUGGUUUCUGUCACCACUUCUACCGAGCUGGACGUGCGUUACACCGUCACUCAGGCAAAGUUUGGCGUCGUGGAGACCAAAGACGAAGCCGGAGCCUGGUGUGCGGCUACAAACGACGACAAACAGUUCCUUCUCAUCGACUUGGAGCAGGAGAAGCUCGUCAACGGGAUCGUUACACAAGGCAGAAACUCCAGUCCGGACUGGCCGGACGGACCGACUAGCCACUGGGUCACGUCAUACACACUGUCGUACGGACUGGAGAAUGGAGACGAAAACCAGUACAAGGACAAGAAGGGAGAACUGAAAAUCUUCAAGGGCAACAAAGACACGGACACGCCAGUCACCCAUAACUUUACUGAGUUCGGCGGACCGUUCAACGCACGUUAUGUCAAGAUCCACCCAGUCACGUGGAACGACCACAUCUGUAUGAGAGCGGACAUGAUCGUUGAAGAUCCGGUGAAAAAGCAACUGAAGGAAGUGGCCAAGAAGGAAGAGCAGAUGACAGUUAUUGCUGAAAGUGUCACAGAAACAUCGGUGAUCGCCAGCAGCGUCACUGUGGUUUCUGUCACGACCUCUACCGAGCUGGACGUGCGUUACACCGUCACCCAGGCCAAGUUUGGCGUCGUGGAGACCAAAGACGAAGCCGGAGCCUGGUGUGCGGCUACAAACGACGACAAACAGUUCCUUCUCAUCGACUUGGAGCAGGAGAAGCUCGUCACCGGGAUCGUUACACAAGGCAGAAACUCCAGUCCGGACUGGCCGGACGGACCGACUAGCCACUGGGUCACGUCAUACACACUGUCGUAUGGACUGGAGAAUGGAGACGAAAACGAGUACAAGGACAAGAAGGGAGAACUGAAAGUCUUCAAGGGCAACAAAGACACAGACACGCCAGUCACUCAUAACUUUGCUGAGUUCGGCGGACCGUUCAAUGCACGUUAUGUCAAGAUCCACCCAGUCACGUGGAACGACCACAUUUGUAUGAGAGCAGACAUGAUCGUUGAAGAUCCGGUUAAAAAGCAACUGAAGGAAGUGGCCAAGAAGGAAGAACAGAUGACAGUUAUUGCUGAAAGUGUCACAGAAACAUCGGUGAUCGCCAGCAGCGUCACUAUGGUUUCUGUCACGACCUCUACCGAGCUGGACGCGCGUUACACCGUCACCCAGGCCAAGUUUGGCGUCGUGGAGACCAAAGACGAAGCCGGAGCCUGGUGUGCGGCUACAAACGACGACAAACAGUUCCUUCUCAUCGACUUGGAGCAGGAGAAGCUCGUCACCGGGAUCGUUACACAAGGCAGAAACUCCAGUCCGGACUGGCCGGACGGACCGACUAGCCACUGGGUCACGUCAUACACACUGUCGUAUGGACUGGAGAAUGGAGACGAAAACGAGUACAAGGACAAGAAAGGAGAACUUAAGAUCUUCAAGGGCAACAAAGACACAGACACGCCAGUCACCCAUAACUUUGCUGAGUUCGGCGGACCCUUCAAUGCACGUUAUGUCAAGAUUCACCCAGUCACGUGGAACGAUCAUAUCUGCAUGAGGGCAGACAUGAUCGUUGAAGAUGCGGUGAAAAAGCAACUGAAGGAAGUGGCCAAGAAGGAAGAGCAGAUGACAGUUAUUGCUGAAAGUGUCACAGAAACAUCGGUGAUCGCCAGCAGCGUCACUAUGGUUUCUGUCACGACCUCUACCGAGCUGGACGUGCGUUACACCGUCACCCAGGCCAAGUUUGGCGUCGUGGAGACCAAAGACGAAGCCGGAGCCUGGUGUGCGGCUACAAACGACGACAAACAGUUCCUUCUCAUCGACUUGGAGCAGGAGAAGCUCGUCACCGGGAUCGUUACACAAGGCAGAAACUCCAGUCCGGACUGGCCGGACGGACCGACUAGCCACUGGGUCACGUCAUACACACUGUCGUAUGGACUGGAGAAUGGAGACGAAAACGAGUACAAGGACAAGAAGGGAGAACUGAAAAUCUUCAAGGGCAACAAAGACACAGACACGCCAGUCACCCAUAACUUUGCUGAGUUCGGCGGACCGUUCAAUGCACGUUAUGUCAAGAUCCACCCAGUCACGUGGAACGACCACAUCUGUAUGAGAGCGGACAUGAUCGUUGAAGAUCCGGUGAAAAAGCAACUGAAGGAAGUGGCCAAGAAGGAAGAGCACAUGACAGUAAUUGCUGAAAGUGUCACGGAAACAUCGGUGAUCGCCAGUAGCGUCACUAUGGUUUCUGUCACCACUUCCACGGAGCUGGACGUGCGUUACACCGUCACCCAGGCAAAGUUUGGCAUCGUGGAGACCAAAGACGAAGCCGGAGCCUGGUGUGCGGCUACAAACGACGACAAACAGUUCCUUCUCAUCGACUUGGAGCAGGAGAAGCUCGUCACCGGGAUCGUUACACAAGGCAGAAACUCCAGUCCGGACUGGCCGGACGGACCGACUAGCCACUGGGUCACGUCAUACACACUGUCGUACGGACUGGAGAAUGGAGACGAAAACGACUACAAGGACAAGAAGGGAGAACUGAAAGUCUUCAAGGGCAACAAAGACACAGACACGCCAGUCACCCAUAACUUUGCUGAGUUCGGCGGACCGUUCAAUGCACGUUAUGUCAAGAUCCACCCAGUCACGUGGAACGACCACAUCUGUAUGAGAGCAGACAUGAUCGUUGAAGAUCCGGUUAAAAAGCAACUGAAGGAAGUGGCCAAGAAGGAAGAACAGAUGACAGUUAUUGCUGAAAGUGUCACAGAAACAUCGGUGAUCGCCAGCAGCGUCACUAUGGUUUCUGUCACGACCUCUACCGAGUUGGACGUGCGUUACACCGUCACCCAGGCCAAGUUUGGCGUUGUGGAGACCAAAGACGAAGCCGGAGCCUGGUGUGCGGCUACAAACGACGACAAACAGUUCCUUCUCAUCGACUUGGAGCAGGAGAAGCUUGUCACCGGGAUCGUUACACAAGGCAGAAAUUCCAGUCCGGACUGGCCGGACGGACCGACUAGCCACUGGGUCACGUCAUACACACUGUCGUAUGGACUGGAGAACGGAGACGAAAACGAGUACAAGGACCCGAAAGGAGAGCUGAAAGUCUUCAAGGGCAACAAAGACACAGACACGCCAGUCACUCAUAACUUUGCUGAGUUCGGCGGACCGUUCAAUGCACGUUAUGUCAAGAUCCACCCAGUCACGUGGAACGACCACAUCUGUAUGAGAGCUGACAUGAUCGUUGAAGAUCCGGUGAAAAAGCAACUGAAGGAAGUGGCCAAGAAGGAAGAGCAGAUGACAGUUAUUGCUGAAAGUGUCACAGAAACAUCAGUGAUCGCCAGCAGCGUCACUGUGGUUUCUGUCACGACCUCUACCGAGCUGGACAUGCGUUACACCGUCACCCAGGCCAAGUUUGGCGUCGUGGAGACCAAAGACGAAGCCGGAGCCUGGUGUGCGGCUACAAACGACGACAAACAGUUCCUUCUCAUCGACUUGUAGCAGGAGAAGCUCGUCACCGGGAUCGUUA